Molecule: messenger RNA, 1218 nt
Organism: Aspergillus melleus
Lineage: Eukaryota; Fungi; Ascomycota; Eurotiomycetes; Eurotiales; Aspergillaceae
Exons: 3
Coding region: 1-1218 (405 amino acids)
Source: RefSeq, a predicted model, not a curated record
AUGGAUGCGGCAAUGGCCGAGUUGAGCACAAUUCUGGAGGAUGGCCAGAAGAGUGCUGAAGAGGAGGAAAUCAAAAGUAGCAUCUCCUGCUCAGAUGACAAAAGCAAGGCUAUUGGAUUGGAUACCGAUUUCGCCAAGAAAUUCGCCGAGAAGUUUUGCAGCGGUGAUUCCCAGAGCGCAGACUUAAGCUCCAGCGAUGUUGGCUUGAGUGGUUACGAGGAUUACCGCUUCCACUUCCAGUACGACGCUGGUCAAAACUGCUCUCAAAGCUGCGGGGAUGUUUUCAGCACCAUGAUUGAUAACUGUCAAGGACUAGACAGCCACAGUGUUCAGCCAAGCGCCAGCGCCUCCCUAGACAGCUGUGGGGCAUCUUUUAUGUAUAGUUUUGAGCAGCCCAACCCGACCCCGAGCUGUGAUUUGGACAAGAGUGUGGACCUCCCGGCAGAUGUUUUCACAAGCGGAAUUUAUGACAAGUUCUGCGACAGCUUCCAAGAAGGGAAACAGCAGACAUGGGUCGUCAACCAGAAUGGCGACAAUCCCACAAAGAAGCGAGGCUUGCAGCGACGCACACCCCCUGCUAAUGCUAACAGUUAUAGCAACUACCGAACCACACUGCAAUUUGAUGUAACGGGAAGUAUGUCUUGCUCCAUGUCGUGCGCGGACGCCUUCAAGUCCAUCGCGCAGAGCCCGUGUGGCCGAGCCGGAAGCCAGCAGAACGUCAUGUCAAAGGAAGCAUCAAUUGAUAUCAACUGCGGUACCUUGUCUUAUGUGAUCAGAGACAAGGAUGAGCCCGAAUACGCCACGCUGGAGGUUGGUGAGCAGAAGUGCUUCCCUGCCGACAAAUGGGGAGAUUUCCCCAAAAUGCCAUCCAAGGACGAUAGCUCUUGGGACCAGUACUUUCUGCAUAACGCUUGUGGCGCCUCCAUGCCCCACCAGAAAGUAUCGGCUGAUCACCAACUCAGUUCAUUUUAUGGCGACAACGGCCGGCAACAAUAUCAUUUCGAUGUGAAAUGGAUUCCCGGGUGUCAAUUGAAAGACCAGACGGAACAAGACCUAACGGACCCAUUGGGCAGCGACUCUGAUGCUCAUUGCGGUACCCUUUUCAAGAACACUUACUUUGAUUGCAUGGACGGGGACGCGAAGAAUGGAGGUGCAGGGGGCUGGAUAGAUGUCGGAUGCGUGCGGUACUUGUUCAAGCCCACGAAUACAAGAGACUAA